This is a messenger RNA of Diaporthe citri, 1110 nucleotides long. RefSeq lists its product as uncharacterized. Lineage: Eukaryota; Fungi; Ascomycota; Sordariomycetes; Diaporthales; Diaporthaceae. The transcript has a single exon. The coding region runs from base 1 to 1110 and encodes 369 amino acids. The record is from RefSeq and is a predicted model, not a curated record.
AUGGGCGACUUACCAAAAUUGCCACUGGAGCUCAUCUUCAACAUCAUCGCAAGCCUGCUGGGCGAUCCUCAAACCAUCUACGGCCCGUCUCACUCAUCCACCGAGGCCCUCCUCUCAUUCACCCUUGUCUGUCGAGCGACGUACUCUGUGGCUACCAACUACCUCCGCGAGCAGUGCCUGUUCAUAGACGAUGACAGACGCCUGCGCGACCUGAUCCACACCGUCGAAUCCACCAAGCACAGGGUCCAGGGCUACAGCGGCGCCGGGACUGACAUCCCAAAGUCCCUGCCGGUACAGCCCGGCAGCAGCCUGCGGCCCAUAGCAAGCCUGUACCUCUCCCCCUUCGGCCGGACCAUCGACAACCAGCCAAUAGCGAUAUGGAUCCGUGAGCUGUUCUGCCUUGUCCACCCCACGCUGCGCCGCCUGGUCAUAGACAUGCCCCUGCGGAGCCUCUACCCGGCGGGUGAUCACCUCAACGUGCGCAAGACCCUCAGGGAGGCUUUCAGCAUGCUUACCGAGCUUGAAGAGUUCACAAGCGUGCGGGACGAGCUGUACCUUGACAUUCUGGAACCGGAAUGGCGGACGGAGAGGGAGACGACCGUGUGGACCCUGUGGCCCAAGUUGAGGAAGCUUGCGUUGUAUAACGUCGACGCGGACGAGAGGUUCUGGAAGUCGGUGAGGAACAUGAGUGAAUUAGACACGGUGGUUUUGACGCGCGCAGACGGGCUGGAGAGCACCUGUAUGAAAACAGAGUAUUUUGACACUGCAUCUGGGGGCGAUACUAGUGACGAUGCUGGGACUGUGGACGGGGAGGAGUCGGCACUACCGGGGCCGCUGAAGGUGGUGGUUGUGAACAUCUCGAGCAACCAGCCCAACUAUCUGGGAGGCAGGUGGAAAUGGGACAAGGUCGACCCGAACAACAUUAUGAAGGUCAUGACCUAUGACGUCCCCACGUCGUUCUACGGCGAUGAGAAUCCCAUCUACCUGUGCCAGCAAUGGGUAAAGAUGGCGGCUUUGAGGGGCGAGAUUUGGGAAUGGGAGGGAGACAUGGUGAAGGGAGCACCCCGUGACGGCUCAGGAAAUACCAUAGCAUUUGAGUUAGAGGCAUGA